Cyprinodon variegatus (sheepshead minnow) is the source of this 1407-nucleotide messenger RNA. Its product is annotated as neurofilament medium polypeptide-like. NCBI's taxonomy places the organism in Eukaryota, Metazoa, Chordata, Actinopteri, Cyprinodontiformes, Cyprinodontidae. Gene Ontology annotation, molecular function: transcription corepressor activity. Gene Ontology annotation, biological process: extrinsic apoptotic signaling pathway via death domain receptors; Fas signaling pathway. Gene Ontology annotation, cellular component: mitochondrion; PML body. The transcript is spliced from 2 exons. The record is from RefSeq and is a predicted model, not a curated record. Bases 505 to 1407 code for a protein of 300 amino acids.
AAGGACGGGGAAAGAUUUCUCGGCUUCGCCACGCCGUCCAAGUUCCCCUCCCCGUCCAAGCCCGAUGCGUCACCCAGACUCGUCGCCACCUGGUCCAGCAUUUCACCCCGAAAGAGGUCGUCCCCGUGUGCCAAGGAUCACAUCCACCUUAACCCAGCACUGUUUGAUGAGAGCUGCCUCUUAGAGCUUCCAUCCGGGAGCCGAUCCCUGGCCGCAGAAAGAACCUUUUCUAUUUUAGCUGAAGACCUGGCAGUCUCUCUAACCAUCCCAUCGCCUCUUAAAUCCGACAGCCACCUCAGCUUCCUGCAGCCAGCGGACAUUAGCAGACCGAUAGUGUCCACUCCAGACAGUGUUAUCAGUGCACACAUCAGUGAGGAUGCCCUGCUGGACGGGGAGGACGCUACAGAGCAGGACAUUCACCUGGCCCUGGAUAACUCCAGCUGCAGCUCUAGAGAAAGCACGACCUCAGAGACGCCCGCUCCUGCCUUCAAGCCCCACGUUCCCAUGCAGGCGCUGGUGAUGGAGAAGUCCAACGAUCACUUCAUCGUCAAGAUCCGUCAGAUCAACUCAGCUGCAGAAACCACCCUGAUCGCUGAAGAGAGCUUAAGCAAGACGUUGAUAGAAGAAGGUCAGCCGUCUGAGGAAGAUGCAGCCGCUUCUCAGGAACGUCAGAACGAUAGCGGUCGCUGCAUGGUCCCACCUUCAGAGAACCAGAUCCAUCUCACCCAGAGCCCUGAGGUUCGUCAGCCAGACUCCAGAUCAGACACCCAGGAACCGGCAGUGGCUCCAGUCAGCCAUUCAUCCAACCAAGAACCAGACACCCCAUCUGCGAAGACGCCAGCAGAGGACGGUUAUAACGCCACGUCUCCGAGUCCCCACAGUGGAACCGUCACAGAUGGAGAGAGGACACAGCUGAGAGUAGAAGUGACUCCCCCUAAAGCACAGCACAAAGCAAGCGCUUCCAUGGCGUUUAUGGACGACGCCAACGUGUCCGAGUCAGAGAGGAGUCUCACCAUCGACACGAGCAGCUCGUCAGAGAAGACCACCAGAGGCCGCGACCCGCUCAGGAAACGGAAAAGAGGCCAGGAUAAACUGAAAGCCAAGCGGUCUAGAAAGGAGGAGAGUCAGAAGGAGGCUCAUCCCACCAAGAACCUUUCACCUUCAGCUCUGUCCCCCAGCAGCCUGUCCGCCAAGAACAUCGUCAGGAAGAAGGGCGAGGUGGUGAUGGCGUGGACCAGAGAUGAAGAUCGAGCGAUUCUGAUGAGCCUGAAAACCAAAGGAGCUUCCAGGGAGACGUUUUCUACACUCUCAGAGAAACUGAACAAGCCAUCAGAGCAGGUGAGUCCAUCUACUCUCCCUCCAGCUAAUUUAUCCCCCCACUGUCCUGGAAUCACUCAGAGAUCUUAA